AUGGAAGGCGAAGAUACCCCAACUGAUAUCUCAAGUGUAGAUAUUAAAAUUUAAUGAAACUUAUUUAUUUAGCAGUUUAGUUUUAUUAAAUAUAUUAAACUAUAAUGGCUAUAUUUUUAUGUAUGAUGUAUUCAAGAAAGCCUAUAAUGUUAUGAGGCAACGUUAUUUGCUAUUUUAAUUUGAUUGAAAAUCGUCAACAAACUGAAAAUGCUGGGGCUGAGGUCGUCUUCAACUUCUUUAACUCACUGAAUCUGAAGUUGUAACGACUUUAAACAAAAUCGCACUGUUAAGAAUUCGGUAGCCGUAGAUAUUAAUGUAAAAAUUAUUGUUUAUUAAUUCAGUUAAAAUUUAACUGAAGUUACAAUUGGCUUUCAUUUUUAAUAAAUUUUGUAAUAUUGUUUACAUUUUGCUCAUUCACGGAGGCCGAGACCAAAUACAAAUCCCUACAUUGCCUACAUAAACUAAAUACUAACUAAGUAACCAACUAUAACUAAAUAAGAGUAAGAGUGUAAGACCUUAUAAAUAAUAAAGUAUAUUUAUGAAAAUAUACCCCAAGGGCUAAUUUGGAGAGAUAGCACCUUGACGUCAUUUGCUUGUUUUGUCCUUGGUUCCGAUAGGCUCAAAACCCUGGUUCCUAUGGCUCAAAAGCCUGGUUCCGAUAGGGUCAAAACCCAGGUUAGGGAUAAGUUUAGGGUUCAGGUUAGGUUUAGGGAUACAUUUAGGGUUCAGGUUAGGUAUAGGGAUACAUUUAGGACAUAAGUUCACAGGUCGCGGUAACCAAGAUGGCGACCGCGGUGCCAUCUCUCCAACUUUUAAUCAGAUUACAUUUCAGUAUUGUACCUACUUAGUUACUUAGCUUUAAGCCUACUUUUGGACCAACUGGCAAAUAAGUUACUUGAAGCGUUAGGGUUAAGGACGUCUGUUAAAAAUAUGUCUAAAAUGAUCUCCUUGUUAGCUGUGGUGUUUCAUGAAACACUACAAAUUACAAGUGAAAAUUUCAAAAGUUCAUAAACAAGUUUCUUAAAUAUCACAUAAAACAUUAAAAUUUCAAUCUUCAUCAUUCCAUUAAAACUAUGAUGCAAUCACAGUAAUCAAAGAAACUGUGUUAUAUUAUAUCCUUUUCCAGACUAAAUCUAAACUCUUAGCCUUAAACUUAAAUGUUUCCUGUUUGUAUUUAAAAUUUAAUUACUGACUAUCAAAUGAUAACACAUAAUUAAUGCUAUUGUUUUAAGCAUCCAUUCAUAAGAUUAUUCUAUUCACAAUUCUUUCUGACUAUAUUUGAAUUUCUUAAAACCCACUUAUUAAAUUAUUUGUGUAAUAAUAAAUUAUUAUGAUUUCAGAAAAUGCAACACCAGUACUUUCUGAAGUUCGAAUAUAUGCCCUGUGAUGAAGAUCAAACUCAUGAGUUCAAAGCGCAUAAACUUCUAAGUGUUGAGGAUUUGCCAAGAUAUAAAAUUGAAAAUGAUCUAGGGCAAUCAAAAUGCAAAUCUGUCUCAAGGUAAUUAAACUUUUAAUGUAGUUAUUGACACAUCGGGGGCCACAGCAUAUAAAGGAAAAUAAAAUUUCAUGUCAUUUUCAAUACUAAGAAUAAGGAAGGGUCGUUUAAGUAUACAAAUCUUUAGUUCUUAUUUAAUAAUUGAACUUAUAAUUUUUUCAACAUUUUUCUCUCAAUAUUAAAAAACAAAACCGUGUUGGCUCAUAACUUGGUUAUACUUGGAAUAUCUACAGAUGUUUUCCAAGCUUGACAUAUAUUUAAGUGGUUGCUUUAAGCCAGUAAUCAUGAUAUAAAUUAGGCAGUAGCCUCUCUGCCCUUUAUAUUGAAAUAUAAAUGCAAAAACAAUUUUCCAACCAUCCACCUCUUGUUAGUAAGGUGAGAACACCUAAAGGCUGCAAUUUCAUAUUAGACUUAGCUCAGAACAUAUUUUUGUGGCUUGAAAUUGCAAAUUGUGCCCAAAAAAGACACUUUUAUGGGGAAACUGUAACCUCUUAUUUUUCUCCCUAGUGUUUGAUUUAUGAUCUUAUAUUAUCAUCUGUUCAUAUAUAUAUAUUUUUUUUUUUUUUCGUUCUUUUUUUUAGUUGAUUUGUUAAUUUAGUGCAAGAACUAUCCUCAUUUGCCAUUCAGGGACCAUGCAUUGCUUUUUUUUUUCAUUUACUCUUCAUAGUGUUGGCAAUUUUUUAAUUGUCAAGUUGUUAUACAUGAAAGGGAUUAAUAUGAAGAUGAAAUAGUUGAACACCAACAGUAUGAUUUAAAAUCAUUGGUAAAAUUUCUUUGAAGAAAUAUUAGUUAUCUGCACAGAAACUUAUUUGUAGUAGGCGUAUAGUUUAUUUUUAAGGUUACGCCUUGGUUUGCAGCCCACAUUUCUGGAGCAGCAAGAAGAACUUUGAAGGAAUAGAUGUAUCUCAUUUUUAAAAAAAAUCUUAUGUGUCAUAUAAACAUUCCUCUCCUACCUGUGGCUCCCAGAACCUUAACAUAUUUUUAUUUCUGUAUUGAUGUCAAGAGAUUUCAAUGCAAAUUAUAUGUCUUAAUUUUUUUCUCUUGAAUCUGUGUAGAAACUUGUGUGCUUUCUUGAACACUGAGCUAGGUGGAACACUUUAUUGUGGAGUAAAUGAUAACGGCCAGAUUAAAGGGCUUAAGUUUACCCAAUACCAGGUUUGUAUUGCUUGCUGCUUAUCCAAACCCUCAUACUUUUGUACCAAUUGACAUCAUUUUGUGAAAACUUUAAAAAAACAAAACAAACCCAUUUCAUCAAGAUGCUGUGUUUUACAGUCUACAGUUAGAUUUCUUUGUUUCCUGUUCAGUAAACUAUUCAUUUUUAAUCUUCAAGACGUGUAAGUUCAAAUUAUUAUUAAUGUAAUUUAUUUCCAAGCAUAAUCAUGGCUACUUUUCACAUAACUGAUCAUUUUUGUCAGUUCCUUUUUUUUUUUUGUAUGCAUUUAUUUUAUAGGUUUGACAAUUCCAUUCUAUAAAGAGCAAGUGAACUUUCUUUGUCACUGCAUAGGCCUAUUUGUUGAUUUGAAUCAUGCUAGUAAUCAUGGCUACUUUUCACAUAACUGAUCAUUUUUGUCAGUUCUUUUUUUUUUUUGUAUGCAUUUAUUUUAUAGGUUUGACAAUUCCAUUCUAUAAAGAGCAAGUGAACUUUCUUUGUCACUGCAUAGGCCUAUUUGUUGAUUUGAAUCAUGCUAGUAGAUUAAAUGAAAAAACAUCAACAUGAAUGUGUUAAAUUAAAUCAUUUUUAUUUAUUAUAAUAUUUUUCUAUUACUCAAUUUUGAUUACGAAGUAAGGAAUAUCAUCAGUCUUUGUCUGCACUUAUAGGCAAAAUGUGUUUAAUAAAAUUAACAUAAUUUGUCAAAUUUUGUAAUGCUAGAAACUAGAAUGAUUUCUACCCCCUUAAAAUAGUGUAGAGAAAUGCAAAAGUAUAAAAUUAGCUGUGUCUCACAUAUUAUUUGAUAAACAAAUUGUUAUAAAUAAAUCACAUGCCCAAUUUUGCAUAAAGUGGAUUGGUAUUAGCUGCAAAGCAAAAAUGCCACUUUCUCUAAUAGAAUGAAGUGUUUUGUAAGGCAUACAUUUCUAGAGAUUUUUUUAUUAAGAUUUAGCAUAUUUAAUACAUGUUGAUGUUGGCAUGGAAAAGAAUCAGCAGGAAUUACAUUAGCAUAUGGCCAUUGAAUCUGUGGCGAGGCUCUCAACAAGCCAACACAAUAAAGUAGUCUAAUUUAGACUUGUCAGUAGGGCUCACUUCUGCAGUAAAUCUCUCAACCAGCAAUCACAAUAAAGUUAUCCAAGCAAGGCAUGCCAGAAUGGCUCACUGCUGCACCAAAGCUCUGGAUAAUCCUGCUGUAUACUGGAAUAACAUGUUGCUGUUCUUGUACCGUAAAUUCUGAAACUUUAUUUAGUGUCUUUACUUGUUUUCUACCUAUUGAAGUUUACUCACAUAUCUUUGUCAAAAUAGAAUAUACUCAUUAGGAUCAUACAUCUUUAUAUUUCAUUCAUAUAUUUUGGCCAGAUCACCCUGACAUCUGGUCAGCCCAAUUUCAAAACUCUUUGACGGGAAACCACAUUAUUGCUAAAAUGUGUUAAGUAACAUCAUUUAUAAAAAGGAUGAAAAACAUUUUUUUCAAUUAUCUCUAGAAAUAUUUUCCAUAAGAUUUUGCAUGAACCUUCAUAAUUAUUUUCUUAAUUUUUAUCUUUUUCUCUAAAUAAGUUUAUGUUAUUAAAUGUCAAAGGCAAUAAUUGACAUACAGACAAGUGUAAACGCCAUUGAUAGACUCACUAAGCCACCUGCUUAUUUACUGUCCAAUUUAGCCAUUGCCAUCUUCACAUUCAAAGGAUGAACAACAAUAAAAAUAUAUAUUUAAGUAUGAUAAAUAUAUUAAAAAAUAACAACAGAGUAACAACCGUUUUCUGUUAAACUAUAUCUUCUCUACCAAAAACUCAACAUGUUUGUGUUCAAUUGGCACCAAAAAAUGGUGGGGAUAAGUGAGAACAAAAUAUAUUAAAAUAAAAUGUAGUACAAGACACAAAAUUUAUCCCAAUACACAUGAAAUGUUCUACGAGACAUAAAAGGUUCUACAAGACACAUGAAAUGUACUACAAGACAUGAAGUGUAUUACAAGAAACAUCAAAUGUACUACAAAAAAGCCUACAGUAUACUACAAUAAAUGAGGGGGGAUAUUUCUUUGAUCUAAAUUACUUUUAGUUAGUAAACAUAUAUGUGAUGAUAUACAGUAGUAAGAAAUGUUCACUGCUCUUUUUUUGUCUGUAUUUAUUUAUUUAUUGAUGUAGGCCUAUUUAUAGUAGUGGAAUUUGUAUAGAACAAAUACAGUGUUAACAUGAAUGUGAACUGUUGUCAGAUAUUUUUAUUCAUACUCUAAUUUACUUAUACUUAGGUCUAUUUAAUUCAAAUAAAUGUGUGAACUAAUUAGUUAGUUUCUAUUCCAGAGAGACCAUUUUUCUGGAGCCCUGUCUGACUUAUUCUCUAGAUACACGCCAAAGGUUUCUCCAGACAGAUACAAACUGAGAUUUGUACCAGUGCUACUACCAGACACUAAUGAAAAGGAUAGGGAUGAACUUGCCAUGCUAACAGCUAGGUGAGAGAACUUGAUAUUCAGUAUCAACAAGUUGAUUCAGACAACAUUUGAUUAGCUAGUGUUGUUAAUAAUAAAAAAAAAUAUGUCUUUGAAAUAAUUGAUCUUUAAAAUAAGUGGAACUGCUAAUAAUUUAUGGAACAUUGGAAGGUUGCAACAAUUGGAAGCCUACUGAACCUAAGUAUUACCUUCUGCUGUGGGAAUUUAUUGUCCAACAUCAAACACAGAUUAAAUAGACUAAUCAAGAAAGCUAGUGGUAUUAAACAUACUGAAUAACUUUCAUUUGAAGAACUAUUUUAAGAAAAAUGCUGUUUUAAAACUCAAGAAAUUUUGGAAGAUACCCUCUUCAACACAGCUACCUGGUUUCAGCUCGAUAAGGGCUAAUUCAUUUCCUUAAAGUUAGGACAGAAAGUUAUAAAAAUUAUUUUGUUCCCUAUUCUGUCAGAACCUACCACUGUGCUUCCCCAGCUGUUAUCAAAUCUAAAUGAUCACUUAUUAUUUCCUUAUUGUCACUGAUGGAGUUAAAUUUUUUUUGUAUAAGGGGGAGGAUUUUUACUCUAGAGAAAUACUUAAGAUGUCUUGUGAUUAAAUUGUUGUAUUUGAACGAGGUUGUAUGGUGAAAAUAUUUAUUUACGUGCUGAAAUAAAAAAUUGGGGAUUUUUAAUGACAGUUUUUAGAAAAGGUACGACGUUUAGCCAAUUUUUGAUUUAUGACAAAUUUGUUGUUGUUAAAAACUAAUUUUAGUUAUAAAGAAAACAAAACCAUCAUGAUAAUUCUUUGUUUGAUGGUUGGCUCCCUUUAAAUCUCUGUUGGUGUUGAAAUUGAAAUUAAACUUUAAAUGAUGGUGUUUGCCUCUUACUCAAAUUAUUCUCCCAACCCACAUUUUUCUCUCACCAGAGUUUGUCACGAUGGUGAUCUAACACGGGUUCCACAUUUGUUCAGGUCGAUAGAAGGCUGCUGGUGUGAGAAGGACUGCAGAGCACAAAGAGACUUGGUAAUAAAAAAAAUUUUUUCAAAUGAUCUUUUCCCAUUUAUUUUCUAUUUUUUUGUUUUAUUUGAAUGUUGUUUAAUCAUAAGUCUCACAUUUAAAAACUCUUAGAUUAUUUAGUUUAAAUAAUUUUUGGCUAGAUAUAAAAUGUGUAUUUUUGUUAUCACAUUGCCUACAGAUGGCUGCAGUAGACUCUGGGAUCCCCAGAAGAAGUUGAUUUUAUUAACACUAUUGAUUUAUUGAUAAAUGGCUAUGUGUUGAAGUUAUUGUUCUAAGAGGAUCCUUUGCUGAAAGAUUGUACAAUUUAAAUGCUAUUCUUUCAGGGCAUUGGUAUUUCUAGAUACGUUAUUGAGAUAAAUAUUAAGCCCUGGGAUUAUGAUGACCCAAGUAAUGAAGGCAUAGGGAAAGUGGUCAAUGCUUUCCCGAUCUAUUCAAAUGAAGAAGGGAGAGCAGUUUUUCGUCGGCAAGGAAGCACAACCACGGUAUUUAUAUAAUAUCUAUUUUUUAAGGGCAAAGAGUGUGUACAUGUAUGUGUAUAUGUGGAUGUUUAUGUGCAUAUAUUAUAUACUUAAAAUUAUAUAUAUUUUUGCUAGACAUUAAAACCACAGUGUUGAUCACCACAAAUUUCUGCAUGUUUAUACCGCCAGACAUAAAGAUGGCUCCGGGCAAAAUUCCUUCCGUCUUACACAGCAUUUCUCAACCUGUGGCUCGCGACCCCUUUUCCACGGUUCGCCUAAGACCAUCGGAAAAUACAUAUGCUCUACAGUUAUGAAGUAGUAACAAAAAUAAUUUUGUGGCUGGGGCUCGCCACAACACGGGGAACUGUAUUAAAGGGUUGUGGCAUUAGGAAGGUUGAGAACCACAGCUCUAACAGAUGUACGUUUAUAAAUAUAAAUCAAGCUUGGAUAGCAUAACUUAUUCUUAGGAAAUGGCUCAGUGCUGCAAACCCAUCUAAAAGAUGAAAACCUUUUUUAUAUCUGUUUGGUGCUCAGAUUUUGAAUGAAUUGGGAUUUAUUAUACAUUUCUAUUUGCUAAAUGAGGCCCUUUCUGGUGUUGUUAAAAGAAAUUUUUUUUUUACAAUAGCUUUACCAUUGAAAACCACCAUAGUAUUUUUAAUGAUAAGAAAAAACUUGGUAAACCAUUUUUCAAAGGUACUGUUCAGUGGUGGGCUUAAAGAGUGUGGAACAUUUUAACAGAAAAUCCUAAAGUGUAAGUGGCUGGGAAAAGGGUGGUUACAUUUUCAUGAAUAUUUAACUAUUGAAAAACUUUAGGUUGCUGACAUAAACAUUUGGGACCUAGAGAUUUUAGGAGGAAGUAUGUGUUUUUUUCCAUUUUGCUGUUCGGGACGCUGAAAUCAUAUAGACACAUUUUAUUCUGAGGACACCUGAUGAUGUAACAGAUGUGUAUGUUAGCGUCUCCAUGCUUAUUAAAAAUGAAAUAAAAACUCCUUCAUGAAUACACCAUUAUAUAAAAUCCUGAACACUUUUAUCUACUUGGAAAAUAAAUACAAUAGUUCUCAGACUAAGAUAUGUAACUCCUAUUCUAAAAAAAAACAACACUUCAAUUGUUAAGAGAAAUUUAUAUGGGUAAAAAAUAGUCUGAUCUUGGUGUUUGAAGGAUGAAAAUAAUUCUGCUGUCCUGAUUGUUAAACAAAGUAAUGCAGCCUGUUGAAUUCAUGGUUGCAGAACUUUUAAAGUUAGCAAAUCAAAUAUGAUGCCAUUCUCACAGAAUUUUACCUAGAGUAAUUGUUAGAGCUUUAAACCCAUCAAUCAUGUUUAUCAUGUGCUUAUAUUUGUUAAAAUGUCUAUUUCUUUGCCAUCCUAGUACCAGUUUGAUGAAGUGGCCAACAUAGCUUAUUUUGUUGCUAAUGCUAGAUGCCAUCAAGUCAUUGCAGAGUGAGUAGUUACACAGUUUAUUGAGAAAAUGAAAGGACUCUUUGGCUCGGGUGGAUAAAUUUUCAUUACGUAGUAAGUUUCCUAUGUGGAGAAAAGCUUGGGUGACCAUACCGGCAUUUACUAAACUUGAUAUGGUUGUAUGCAGAUGUAGGAUUUUAAUUAAUAGAGCAGGGUUUUUCAGAUAGUAUUGACAUUGGUCUGAUGUGUUUCUUCAUUUUUUUGCUGUGCCAUGUUUUAUCACUGGGAUAUCUCAAUACAUCUGAGUCAAACAUGAAAUUUUUUUAUUUUACCCAAUUUGUAUUGGGUUUUCCCUAAGCAACUUUCAAAGGCAGUGAGCCUUGUGUAACCCCUGAGUGAUGACAUAUUGGAUGUAUCACUUGGGGAUGUUUAUCCCCUGAGUGUGAACCUAUUGGGUGUAUCAUAAGGAAUGUGUAUCCCCUGAGUGGGGACAUAUUUCGUGUAUCACUUGGGCUGUGUAUUCUAUGAGUGGGGAAAUAUUUGGUGUAUCACUUGGGCUAUGUAUCUCCUGAGUGGGGACAUAUUUUUUGUAUCACUUGGGCUGUGUAUCCCCUGAGUGGGGACAUAUUUAGUGUAUCACUUGGGCUGUGUAUCCCCUGAGGGGGGAAAUAUUUGGUGUGUCACUUGGGCUGUGUAUCCCUGGACUGGGGAGAUUUUUGGUGUGUCUCUUGGGCUGUAUCUCCUUAGUGAGGACAUACUGGGUGCAUCACUUUGACUUUGUAUCCCCUGAGAGAGGACAUAUCGAGUGUGUCACUUUGGCUGUGAAUACAGAUUUUGAUAUCCAGAAUGCUAGUUUGUUUUCAACUCCGCUAAGGCCAGUCCCAAGCCCUGAGAAGAGAGCUCCAAAGAGAGCUAUGAAGCCUAUUGGUCAAACCCAGGCUAUACUGGAAGCCUCAAAGCCGAAGACCCUCCUUUCUAAGGAAACAAACAGGAAUGUGGAACUUUAGAACCAUUUAUGAGAUCCUGAGCAUUAAAUGACCAAAAAACCAUCACCAUCAAAGAUCUACCAGAAAGGACAUACCUGGUGCCCAUUGAUGAAGAUAUCAUUAGGUGGUUAGGGCAUACGCUCCGAAAACCCCCAGAAAGCACCACCAGACAAUGCCUAACAUGGAAUCCACAGGGAAAAAGAAAGAGAGGAAGGCCUAAGAACAUAUGGAGACGUGAGCUAGAGGCAGACACACAAAAAUAUGGGAUGCACUUGGUAGAAAUUGGAAAGGAAAUUACAGGACCGUGAUGAGUGGAAAAUUCUUGUGGACGCCUAUGCCCCAGAUGGGUUAAAAAGGCAUUAUUAAAAAAAUAUAAAAAAAUAAAAAAUAAAAAAAAGAAAGAAAAAAGUUUGUUUUUAUGUUUUUCUCAAUACUUAAAAAUGUAUUUGUUUUCUUGUUCUAUCCUAACAGUUUACACAAGAAGAUUGAAUUAACAAUAGCCUCAAUAGCAAGCAAGCUGAGGACUAGAG
This is a messenger RNA of Lymnaea stagnalis (great pond snail), 9439 nucleotides long. The record is from the annotation of a GenBank genome assembly. Lineage: Eukaryota; Metazoa; Mollusca; Gastropoda; Lymnaeidae.